Messenger RNA from Lottia gigantea (owl limpet), 2745 nucleotides. RefSeq lists its product as hypothetical. The record is from RefSeq and is a predicted model, not a curated record. The transcript has 21 exons. The coding region runs from base 1 to 2493 and encodes 830 amino acids. NCBI's taxonomy places the organism in Eukaryota, Metazoa, Mollusca, Gastropoda, Lottiidae.
AUGGCAGACGUAAACAAAGAAUGUCCCCAAACAUUUCUCUCUUCUAGAGUGAAAAAUAUGAUAUGUCAUGAAGGUGUCAUUGCUAGAAUAGAGCAUACAUCACUCACUAAUCACUACACAAUAGAUUGGGUGCAUUUAGAAUCCAUGAUUAAAGACUUAUUGCAAGCAGAUGAAAACGAAGAAGAAUUGCUGUUAGAAAAUACAAGACAAAUGUCAUCAUUGUUUUUGGAAUGUGAACAGUUGCUUGAGAACCAAACAUGUGAACAGUACAGAGUUACAUACAAUAAUUUGUUAGAUUGGAUUGCCAAUAAACAGAUAUUUUUUGAAUGCCUUUCUUUGGUUUUGAAAACAAAUAUUGAAUCUCAAACUAGGGAGCAUUGUGAUAUGAGCCAUCAUGAACAGAAAAGACAAAAUUGUUGUACAACUAACAGUGAUACUUAUUUUAGUCAUGACGUAAAAUUCAAUCAAAAAGACUUAAUGAGACUAAAAGAUUUGGAUAAAUUGUGUGAUAAUGCUUGUGGUAUUAAUACUGACAAUGAUAAGUUGUAUGAUAAUGUCAAUGGUACCAGUAGUAGUAAUGUGACAAGUGGUGAUCAAGCUGACAAAAUUGAGUUCAAUGAUAAUGUUAGUGGUAAUGAUAAUGAUAAUUUGAGUGAGAAUGGUAAAGAUGAUAAUGAAUGUUCUGAUAAUGAUAAUGCUGAUGAAUUGCUAUCACUCUUAGUGAUAACAUCAUGUUUGGAAAGAAGUUUAGGAGAUGUUUACUUAAUGAAAGGAAGACAAUGUCCAUCAAUAUUAAAAGAUUUAUUGAAUACUGAGGAACUUAAACAUAUUCUAGGUCCUGUAGUGGUAAAUGUAUUGAAGGUUAUAAUUGGUUCACCUAAAUCUUUAAAUAUCAGAAAUAUUGCAUGGCAUGGAUUUUUCUCACCUGGGGAAUUACCAAAAAGGUAUGUAUAUUUUUUAUUGGUACUUAUUCCUAGUAUUGGUGAAAUUCUUAAGUAUAAAAAUGUUAAGCCAGAGACCAUUCCACAUAGACCACCAAUACAACUACCUCAAGACAUGUAUGCUAUAUCAGUUAAUUUCACACAGAUAUAUGAAUGUUUGAAUAGUGUGAUUGGAGAAGAUAAUAUAUUUAUACUUCACUGUAUGAUGCCAUAUUUACAACGAUCUUUAUUUUAUUAUGAAAGACAAAGAUAUGGUUACAGUCUGUGUUUAUUGUGGCCAUUAUUAGAACACAGUUUAAGAUGUGUGUUUGCUGAUGCUAAUAAUUGUCAGUAUAGAGUUUUAACUGCUGAGUCAACAAGUUUUUACACUACAUUUGAAGAGAUUUUGUGUAAACAUAUAAAAUCAGAUGAAGACAAUAAACUAGUAAAGAUAAUUGGAGAACCAUGUAUGGAUUUAUUAUAUGAUGUAUUAAUGUAUCUUAAUGAUUUAUUUUAUGAUGUAUUAAUGUAUCUUUAUUUAUAUUUCAAGGAUUUAUUAUAUGAUAUAUUAAUGUAUCUUUAUUUAUAUUUCAAGGAUUUAUUAUAUGAUGUAUUAGUAUAUCCUGAAGGUCCUAGAUUAAGGGAUAGAUUAAGUCAUGGUGAAACUGACUUAUCUGAUGUAUCUAAAGACUGGAUAGAUAAGACAUGGUAUAUAUUGAUAUAUUUAAUAUAUGAAUUUCAAUAUAAAGACAAGCAUAAAGUUCCUGAAACUGUUACUAAGUUUAAAGAUACAAUAGAGAAAUAUGAAUCUCAAUAUCAUCCUAUUGCUUUACUCAAGAAAAAGAUCCUGUGUGUAGUUAAUUUAACUUGUAAUAUGAUAGAAUGGAUAAAGAUAGAUCCAACACUCAAAUCUUGGAAAUCAACAGCUGAUGGUUUUGAAAUAUUUAUAAAUGAUAACCCAAGCUAUAAAAAACUAGAAACUGGAAUCAAGCAAUUUAUUGAACAUCAAAUAUCUGAUGGUUUUGAUGCUCAUGUCUGGUAUUGUGAAAUAUUCAAUAAUAACAAAGAUAUAAUAGAUCAACUAUUAUCAAGAAAAAUAUCAACACUAUAUAGAUUUGAUGAUGUCAUACAGGAUGAAGAAGUUCAAAGUUCAAGGAAUACGAUCAAGGAAUCAGAAAUAGUUACUUUAUUACUAAGAAUAAAUAUAGAGCUAGAGACAGUGUUGAUACAGUUACAAUCUAUAACAUUAUCAAGACAAGAGAAAUUAUACAGUAAACAACUACGUUCCAGACAGAGAGAUAACACACAGAAACUUCUAUACUGUUUGCCAGUGAUUCAUGUAUCAAUACAUUUUAUAUGUAUAUUUACUGUGUAUCAAUUAUAUAAACUACAGAGCUAUACGCAGAGUCAUCUGAAACUAUUACAGAGAUGUUUAAAAUUAACUCUUAAGUUUUCUGAAAAUCUACGAACUUUUACUGGAAGUGAUAAAAAUAAAUGGCAGGAAGCCAUGGAACUAUGUGUCAAAAAUAUUGAAAAACUGUGUAACUUUCUAAUAGAAUUUUCUAAAAGCUGAUUAAACUAUUAAUUCCUGGGCAAAAUACAAAUCUAUUUAUUUUAAAGAUUAAAAGGUGUUGUGAGAACUAUUGUAAUGUUACUUGAUUUAAGUGUGCCCUGGAGUUUAUCUUAUUUUGUUAUCUCCCUUGACAUGAAAAUCAUUCGGUAUCGCAGAGGGAUUUACGAUGCAGGCAGAUGUUUAUAAUCUUCAUAGUAAUUGACCUUGUAUGGAAAGUUGUGUGUCAUUGAUUAAAUUCGUUGUAAAAAUGUC